Molecule: messenger RNA, 2421 nt
Organism: Rhizoctonia solani
Lineage: Eukaryota; Fungi; Basidiomycota; Agaricomycetes; Cantharellales; Ceratobasidiaceae
Product: major facilitator superfamily transporter
Exons: 15
Coding region: 1-2421 (806 amino acids)
Biological process (GO): transmembrane transport
Cellular component (GO): brush border membrane
Molecular function (GO): transmembrane transporter activity
Source: RefSeq, a predicted model, not a curated record
AUGGCGAACACUACGCCUCGCCCCACUCACAUAACACUUCCCGAAACUCAUCUCGCACCAGUCGGCGAGUCCGCACUCGAAUCGAGUUCGGCUGAGCCCACGCCUGCGGAUUCGGCCUCUUCUCUCCCGCAUCAUCGUGUGGCAGCACUCCAAGUCGACCAGCCCAAGCACCCCGAGUUUCGUUUAGUCGCCCACCUGCGAAUGAACAUCCAAGUGCACGAUGACGAUGCAGCAGGAUUGCUUCUCCCCAACACUUGGGGUCCAGAUGGUCAUGACGGUGAUAAGCCGCCACCUAUCCCGAGCGCACUUAAUCCUUCGUCGGAUGCCACUCCGUUGCCAGUAUUAUCUGUGAUCGUACUAUCCAUAGCACUGUUGGGAGAAUUCUUAAGUGCGAAUGUGUCCACUCCGUUCAUUAUCAAUAUGGUCAAGGCGUUCUUCGAGGACAACAAGGACAAAUCCGAGAACUCCCAAGAACUAGACGCCGAAGCAGGAUAUUGGGCCGGCAUUCUCGUCUCAGUAUUCUUCAUUACUCAAUUUCUUACCUCUCUCCCAUGGGCUACUGUCGCGGAUAAGCACGGUCGGCGUGCCGUACUUUUCAUUUCGCUGCUCGGAAAUGCAUUGACAUGUACCAUGUUUGGAUUGUCCACCAAUCUGCCUCAGGCAAUCGUCAUUCGUCUGGCGCAGGGUGUAUUUAACGGUCGUGCAUACUCCAUCCUAGGCUUCUCUUGGGGGUUGGGAGGUGUAGCUGGGGCCAUCAUUGGAGGGUCUCUCGAGUCUCCCGCUAUUAAAUGGCCAACAUUCUUUGCCGAGGGCCGCUUUCCCCUUCUUGUUUCUUAUCCCUAUCUUCUUCCAUGUUUCACAGCGAGCUGUAUCACUGGAUUGGGUGCAUUCUUAUGCCUCUUCCUUGGCUGGGACGGAGGUCCACGGACGGGACUUAUUCGUCUUCCCGAUGAUGGAGAAGACGACAAGCCCGCCGAUGAAGAAGCGCAUACACACUCUCACAUUGAAGGGCUAUCACCGGCGGGCCCGCUUCAGGGCGUCGCUCGUAAAGUCAGUCGACGGUUUUCGGGAUAUUUUGCGCGCCGUGUACGAGAGAACUCGCGCAACGGCUCGCCCGUUCCAUUGGCUUCCCCAAGCAAUGGCGAUGGACGCUCCCCGUCCAUAGGGGUUGGGACAGGCUCAGCAUAUGGUUACCGUAGCCGAAUGAACAGCGUGGCGGCUAGUGUCAGGAGGCGGAGAGCGAGUAUGGCAAGCACCGCUAGAGCUCGAGCCGGAGAUGGGAACCAAGAUGAAAAUAUUGGGCUUGCCCAACGGCUGCUCAUGGCAAACGAACAUAAUGUAACAAACAUGACCGACCUUUGGGUCGCCGCAGCCAUUACUGCCGAUAACGAACAAGUUUUUGAAGACUGGGAUUCCGAUGGCGCAGGCUCAGAUGACGACGCCCGACCUCGGAUCAGCGCUGAUGCGUCCCCUUCACACCUUUCCCCUGGUGAACGUCAGCCUUCAUCUUCACGCCGACCGUCUUCAUCUCAGAGGAGCUAUACUCGUUCUCCUUCCCGCCCUGGAACAUUCGCAUCUAGCCACAUGGGUACGUCACUUGGGGCUCGAAUGUCCUCGGUUCCUGCUAGACGGGCAUCUUCUGUCUCGAGUCGCCCUGCGAUCUUUGCCAAUACUGGACUUGACGAUCAUGGAUACGCGUAUGCUACAAGUAUUCCUAUGGACCAAGCUUCUAUUUCUGUCGCCACCGAAGCAGGGACGCUCGCCCCAAUCAUGGAGGGUCGAACUGCUUCAUCUGCUAGCGAGCCUACUGAACAAGCCGAUAGUACGAUUACUCCCCUUGUGAUAGUGGAGGAACGACCUUCCAGUGCAAUUAGCCAACUUCCGCUUGUCAUAAUCUUUCAGUAUGGCCUUUUGGCACUGCAUGGUACCACGCACGAUCAGAUCUUCCUGAGCUAUCUAGUCUCACCCUAUAAAACUGGAGGACUGGGCCUCAACCCUGGUCACUUUGCGCAGCUUGUGGCGUUAAUGUGUCUUGCGCAGAUUGUAUUCCAAUUUUAUCUUUAUCCGAAUAUUGGGCCCCCUCUUGGUCGCUUCUCGCACUUGGCAAUGUUCCGUAUCGGCAACGCACUCUAUAUUCCUGCCUACCUAACUGUCGUUCUCUACCGUCAUUUCGCAAGCCCCGUUAGUGGAGGGAGUUUACCGAUCAUGAUAUUAUUGUCGAUCAGCACCGCGAUUCGAUACUGCGGGAAUACAUUCGCGUACACCAGUGUGGCGGUUCUGCUCAACUAUAUGUCCCCGCCUCACGUUGUGAGCUUAUCAAACGGGAUGGCACAAUCGGUCGUUUCGCUCGCUCGAUUUAUUGGUCCGGUCCUUGGCGGAUAUGUAAGUCUUACGUUUAGUCGUAUCCCUAUUCCUUACUAA